Messenger RNA from Sapajus apella (tufted capuchin), 2005 nucleotides. Its product is annotated as beta-defensin 107A. The record is from RefSeq and is a predicted model, not a curated record. The coding region runs from base 508 to 723 and encodes 71 amino acids. Gene Ontology annotation, cellular component: extracellular region. Gene Ontology annotation, biological process: innate immune response. The transcript is spliced from 2 exons. Lineage: Eukaryota; Metazoa; Chordata; Mammalia; Primates; Cebidae.
GAUGGAUUAACCCUUUUCUUUCUAAGCAACAUCACUCCAUGCAACAGAGGGAGACCCUGCCUCAAAAAACAACCAACCUGCACACGUACUCCUGAACAUAAAAUUGAAGGUUUUGUUUUAGUUUUUUUUUUUUUUUUAAGAAUUAGGUUUUAUGUAAAAUCAUGUACUAGGAACAGGUUGGUGGCUAUAUAUCUUAAGAACAUGAUAAUACUUGAGAUAGGACUUGAAGGAAAAAUGAGAGAAAUCUAAGCAGAGACAUAGAAUAAAAUAUUCCAGGCAGAAAGGCAGGGUUAUCUGCCUUUCUCUUCCAUAAAUGUGAUUUAGUUCAAAUCUGAUCCAUCAGCCCACACAUUAAUCAGUGGAGCAUGGAAAAUGGUAUGUUCCCAAUGAACAUUACAAACUGAGGUUGACUUCCAGCCCGUUUAGAGCAGAGGAACAUAUUUUAAUCAAUGCCUCUUGAUAAAAGAGCUUUAUUCCAGCUACUGCACUUUCUUCAUCAGCUCUCCAAUGAUGCCUGGAGCCGUGAGAAUAUUUUUCUUUAUUUUUGCCGCUCUCAUUCUUCUUGCUCAAAUUUUCCCAGCCAGGACAGCAAUUCAUAGAGCACUGAUUUGUAAGAGACUGGAAGGUCACUGUGAAGCUGAAUGUCUUACUUUUGAAGUAAAGAUUGGGGGCUGUAGAGCUGAAUUAACACCAUUUUGCUGCAAAAACAGAAAGAAGCACUAAAAACUAAGCACCAGCUGAAAGAAUGAAAGACGUAAAGAUUCUCUGGCUACGAUAUCAGUGGGACAAAUCUCUCUGUACCUUCUCUCUUUGAUCUGCAAAGUUUGGAUUAUCCGAAGCCGUGUCAGUCCAGUUUCCAAUGCUAGAGAGACACCCUUCCUAGGCUGUGAACUUCUUCCAGGCAGGCACUAUAUCUUUUUGACCUUUGUAGCCUCAGUUCCUGACACGGGGCCUAUUAACCAUUUUUUUCACUUUAUAAAAAAGUAAGCCAUUGAAUAAAUAGAUAAAACAGAUGGAGUGGAAUGGCUGGACUGGUACUCAGGUGAAUUGAGUUUUAAAGUUGUAGCUCUGUCUUUAAACAGAUGUAGGACAUUGGGUCCUCUGUGCAAAGAUUCUGGUAUCUAUAAUGUGAACAGCUUGAGCCUCACAGUAAAGGGAAUUCCUGCUAGACGCUAAUUGUGGCUGCUUCAGCAUUAUCACUGUCAUGUACUCCUUCCUCUCUUUUAUAGUUAGGAAUUGCUUAGAGUGUUUUUCAUUUUCUUGUUGGAUCUAAAACAUCAAGUUUUACAAAGAAAUGCCCCUAAAUCAAAAUUCAAGUUGGCUGUAGAUUGAGCAACGUCUGCAUUCUGGCUGUUUGCAGUGAGAACUGACCAAAGCAUGCUUUACUGAAGCUGCAAGUUCCCCAAAGGUCAUCUAAUUCAGCACCCGUAUUACAAAAGAGGAGACUGAGACUCAAGAAGAUUAUACAGUUACUUAGUCUCAUUUAUAUUCAGACUUUGGGCUUUCUGGACUUGUCUUCUUAGCAUGUUCACAAAAUAGCAUGUUGGAAGAGAACAGAACAGCAAAAGGCAAUCCCAAAGAUGGAACAUUUCUCAGCAGGUUCAGAUGAAUAAAUAAAUGGAGGAAGAGACCUAAACAAACUGGGGGAAAAAAAAAAAAACUAGAAAAAAAAAUGGACACUUUCUAAAAUCUAUUAUGAUCCCCUGAUCCCUGCCCUUUCAGAGCCAUAACAAUGGCAAACUGAGGCUUGCCUUUUCCCUAAUUUGCCAAAAUUUGGAGACUCAGCUUUCAAGCAGAGGAAAGUAUGUAUCACAGACCAUUUCAUCAUAGAAGACUUACAGCACACCCUCCCAGAACAGAGGCAGCAAAACCCCUCCGUGCUGCUCUAGAAAAUUUCCUUCUCUAAUCAAUUAAGCUGGCUUCCUGUAGAGAUGUAAAUAAGAGAGAAAAAAAUCUGGAACAAGACAAUUUGUAAAAUGUUUUAAAAUAACAAAUAAAACGUGUU